AUGGAUAUAGGCCUACUGGGCUCCGCAACCGUGAUAUGCCCUCGCCUAGUCAGCGACACCGAGUACGUAUGGCAUCCACAACCAUCCUCGGAUCUUCAUGAGCAUAUCAACACGUAUGUGAGUGAUAAUGGGAAGCUUAGUUCCGUUGAUAUUUCGGACGUCGUGCGUACUGAAUCCGAUAAUCCGUUUAUCUGGUUCGAGUCCAAUCAGUCAAGAACGGAACUGCAUCUGGAGUUUUCAACGGAUGACAUAUACGCCAUCACUGAGAACCGUUUGGUAUUCAUAUGCGGACCCACAGAUUUGUUUGUGUCUGAUAUAUUGCAGCGCCACCUGGACCGACUCAAGGGUGGCACUCAAAUGCAAUCGUUUCCUUGGACUUCGCCCACAGCAUUGACCCGCGAAAUUGCGAAAAUGGGGACUGGCUUGGGUGUAUUUUUCUUGUACAGAGGGCGACUGCAUCUACCUCUUCAAGGCUGUGGGAGCCGUCCUUCGCCGCUGUUCGCUACGGACGAGGUGACUGUAGACCCCGUCACAGGCACUCGUUCGUGUGUGGCAGAUCCCAUGUCGGAAUCACCCAUCGGAUUUGUUUGCGAAGGCCGCCUCGAACCUGAGGAUUGUAUGAGGUCCCUCAUUGACGAGAGUGGAGAAGUUGUGGCCGCCCCCGAAUCGCACCCAUAUUGGAGUUUUGUUGACCAUCGGCCUUGGGUGAUAGCGAAAUAUUUUAAUGACUUCGCACUACGGCCCUUCCAUGGCGAGUGCAGGUGCAUGGAUUCCGAAACAGGUCAGGUGAAGGCGAGGAUUGAGAUCCGUUCGAAAGCCGAGUAUGUCUGUGACAUUACCAGCAUGAUAUUUCGCAAUCGCGUACGCCCUAUCCACGAUCACUGGUGUUCGGUGGUUCUUCAUCCAGGCAGCACCUUGACCAUAAGGUUGCCGAAACAGACCGUCAACUCGGCUUCUAUAAACGAGCCUUCCGAUGAUUUAUACAUGGGUGCAGACGAGGAUGUUUCCAGUGUCUCAUUCUCGCAAAUGAUGUCGCUCUAUGAUUUCGAAACAGAAUUCCGGCCCGUGGACCUGAAUAAGUUGUGGCAAUUAAAAAACAUCUACCAUGAUGAUUUUUACAGUGAUAUCGCGCAUCACGAAGCCCUUGCUGGCGAUGCCCUUGAGCUGGAUGUUUCACAAAUGUCGUUAGGAGAGGUGAAGCUGAAGUACCAUCAGGGCAAACCUCUCGCACUGCGAAACGGAUAUAACUCAUUCUUCUAUCAUUGGACAUUAAGAUCUAGAAAUAAGAAUGUCUUUGAAAGAAUAAGGGCCCUCGUGAAAGUAUCAUUUGCGUUCACGCAUCACUACAAGGCUGUUGGUUGCGAUACGGGGUCGCAAAUCCUGUUUGAUCCUCAAAUCACCGAGAGGUAUUGUUCAUCUAUACGGUGGGGAAAUGGAAUUGGAGAAACUUACGAAUGCACCUAUAACAAAACCUUGGCCGUUUUAUGGGCUGCCAUCCACUGUAGGCCCGAUGAAGAACUUCUGCCGAAAAACUGUGAGUCAACAGGAUUUGAUCUCUACUCUAACAGUAGUAUAGCAUCCCCUGAGUCUGUGCAGCAUGCGACGGCGAACCCUAUACCACGGUUUCAGCUCUUAGGCUUUAAUAACCACAAUACCCUCGCCAGUUAUGCUUGUGUAUGUGUCGACCAAAACGGGCGCGAAAAGUCCAGGCUCAUUUUGGAGUCGAAUCAUUACGAACAGCGUAGGUACGUAGUAAGUCAUGGAGAUACGUUCAAUAGUUCGGUUUCUCAUAUCUUGGCGCCCUGGCAUGAAAUAGGGUUGUCAAGUGACGCAAUGACGCCACCAGACUCGCUUAUGAUAUACCAUGUACCCCAUAAUCCCGUUAUACUACAUGUAGGGACUACGUUGUUCAUGCGUUGUGCUCUUGCACCUGGUGCGCAGCACGAUGCAGAUAAUAUGAUACGACCCAGAUGGUUCCCAAUAUCGUAUCAAAAUCACCACUACGCCGUGACACAAACACCAGAUGGGCCUGAGCUAGUAAGGGUGGCACACAGCGAUUCAAUUGCCACUACACCUGGUGGCCUGGAAGUCUUUACCAUAUAUUCCACGCCAAGAAAUUACGAGAUUGGAAUUAAAUCUCGUAGAGGUGCCAUAUUAAUAUCCAAGGAUUUAUCUCACAAGCGUUGCGUGCCCAUAACAUUUUUGUGCGGUAAAACGCCCGAGACAUCAGAUUUGUCCAUUGUCACUGAUGGUGCAUCAACUUCGGAAUCAUCUACGAAACCUAAUCUUCAGACCAUUGUAUCAUCCACAUUAUACACGUGGCACGUCGUGGAAGUUAACGUCGAGACCACGGACCCAUACAUGCAGGGCUGCGGCGUUACGUACUCGUCAGAUGAGAUGUUCAAACCUGAAACGCCCAAACUCUACGACGCUGACGGGCAACCUCAGUUCGGUUGCAAAAUCGAUCUCCAAGCUGCCAAUGAAGCAGCGUUCUACUGCCCUGCGCCAUACGUCCUAGAUCCUCCCAACUGCUUUAGGCAAGUAUUACUAGACAGCCUAGUAAAGAACACGGGUGACCUAAGCAAGUCGUUAGUGGCAUCGAGAUCCAACCACUUUGUCAUCCUGAACUUCGAUAGUUCACUCGUCGGAGUCGGAGAAACGCUGCGCCAGGCGCCGCCAUUGAAAUGCCGCUGCGUCACCGUAAAGGGCGUCGUUCUCUCAACGGUACAGAUUGAGAACUAUUACUCAAAGUAA
Messenger RNA from Babesia ovata, 2754 nucleotides. RefSeq lists its product as uncharacterized. The coding region runs from base 1 to 2754 and encodes 917 amino acids. The transcript has a single exon. The record is from RefSeq and is a predicted model, not a curated record. NCBI's taxonomy places the organism in Eukaryota, Apicomplexa, Aconoidasida, Piroplasmida, Babesiidae.